ACGACACCCGUUUCCUUCUUCAUCUAAAGCAUUAAACCAAAAAAACGGUUCACCAAAAAUUUCAGAGAAAAUGAAACAAACGGACUCAUCAAAAGUGAUCGGUUAACUCGGGACCUCAACUCAAUUUGAUUAUUCAAGUUUGUCCUAAGCUUAACAGUCCAAAAUUGCAAUUUUUGAUCAGUUUUACUUGGAGUAGGAAUUCAAUUUUGGAGAACUCUAUUAUUGAGUUGGGAACUUGCGUUUUAGGCUUGACGCAGUUGUGAUGUUUAUUUCUGGUUGAUGGUCAAACGAUGGCUAGAGUUAGGGAUAGAACUGAAGAUUUCAAAGACGCAGUUAGGCAUACAGCUGUUUCAUUGGGAUACAAUGAGCCCAAAUUGGCAGCUAUAUUGGCAUCUUUUAUCAUUCAUAAACCUAAGCAACGCUCUCCUUUUACCAAGGCUGCUCUGACAACGCUUGCAAGCAUCGGAACUCUGGAACAAUUUAUACUGAAGCAUAGGAAGGAUUAUGUUGAUCUCCACCGGACUACUGAACAGGAAAGGGAUAGUAUUGAACAAGAGGUUAUGGCAUUUAUCAAAGCAUGUAAAGAGCAAAUUGAUUUUCUCAAAAACAGCAUAAACGCUGAAGAAACGAGCUCAAAGGGAUGGCUUGGCAUUAGGGCUGAUAGCUCCAAUGCUGAUACUGUUGCACACAAACAUGGAGUGGUUUUAAUUCUUAGCGAGAAACUCCAUUCUGUAACAGCUCAGUUUGAUCAACUAAGAGCCAAGCGAUUCCAAGAUGCUAUUAAUAAAAGGAUGCCAAGAAGAAAACCUAACCGGGUUGUGACUCCAAGUCCCACAGAUUCAUCUAAAAUGAACAAGUCAGAGCUUCAAGAGCCUGAUGAAAUUCACUCUGAGCCUCUUACAGCUCAGCAGCAGUUAUUAGAUGAUGAAACUCGUGCACUUCAGGUAGAGUUGACUAGUCUUCUAGAUGCAGCUCAACAAACUGAAACUAAGAUGGUUGAAAUGUCUGCACUGAAUCACCUAAUGUCCACUCAUGUUCUGCAACAAGCACAACAGAUAGAGGUUCUGUAUGAACAGGCAAUGGAAGCUACAAAAAAUGUUGAGCUUGGGAACAAAGAGUUGUCUCAAGCUAUACAGAGAAAUAGCAGUAGCAGGACUUUUCUCUUGCUCUUUCUGUUUGUACUUACUUUUUCAGUCCUCUUUCUUGACUGGUAUAGUUGAAUGGAGUUUAUUGUCAUUCUUACAUAGCAUAUUUUCCCUUCAUGUUUUUGUUUGUACUUGGUCUAUUACUCUCUUAAAUGAUAUAGUUGAAGGGAUUGCUAUUG
Molecule: messenger RNA, 1324 nt
Organism: Mercurialis annua (annual mercury)
Lineage: Eukaryota; Viridiplantae; Streptophyta; Magnoliopsida; Malpighiales; Euphorbiaceae
Product: syntaxin-81
Exons: 9
Coding region: 291-1220 (309 amino acids)
Biological process (GO): retrograde vesicle-mediated transport, Golgi to endoplasmic reticulum
Cellular component (GO): endoplasmic reticulum; membrane; SNARE complex
Source: RefSeq, a predicted model, not a curated record